ACAUGAGCAGUGUUGUUGUAAAAAAAGUGUUAAAAAAAUAAAAAUACUAUCCUUAUGUCCAAUCUGCACUGGAUAUAUUUCUGGAAUAUUAAAUCUCUACCCAAUAGUGUAAAAACAUGUGAGUGCUUAGUUUGUAUGCUUUACCUCUUGCAGAACAGCUCAUGCAUAACAUUUCACUUCUGUUUAGAUGAAAAUUUAUUGAAAUGACUAUGAAUGAGAGUUUUUUUGGUCAGUACUCAGUGUUUUGUGUGUUUGGUUCAGUUGUUGGAUGUGUAGUUGUUCCAUUAAUUGCCCAAGUUUUGCAACAGCAGUCAAUGGAGUGCAUGAUCCUGUCUGCAAUAGUGAUCAGCUUAACAGCAGCUCAUUUAAAUAAAAAAGGAGGGCAUGAUCUGAACACCAAGGCAUUAGUUACAAAAGAGUUAGAAAAGAAGAGAACCAGUCACAACAAUAAUAAUAAUAAAAAACAUAAACAAACUCAUGCGCAUCAACAGCAGCACAAUCAUACGACGCAGCAUGAGCAGCAAUACAUGCAACAGCAUGAACAUCUAAAAGUGGUCGAGAUGGAACGACGGAGUGAAGAAAAAAAACAAAAGAAGUUAAAGAAGCGGGAAGAGAAGUUAAAAAAACGCGAAGAGGAACAUAGAAAGCAACAGGAACUUGACGAACGCUACCGUAUACUAAGAGAAAAGAAGUCUAAGCAAAAAGAGAACUUUUACCGACACAGUAAAUCUAGCCUGAAUUCAGCUGUCUCUAAUCUCGAGAAGUAUUGCUCGAGCGAAUUUGUAGAUAGAAGGCAAAGACAUGGACUUUCACCUUGGGAUGAGAAUAAGUACCCGAAACAAUGUUAUAAUAGUCACCAAAGGAUACCCAGAUUCGAACGUAACCGCACUGCUUCUACAGAAGGUGCUGCGCUAAGAUCACCUUAUGUUGGUAGUAGAACGGUGACUGGUUCGCUCAAUAUAAAAUGUUCGAACUUGUCAGCAAGCUGUAGCUCAUUAUCCAGUAUUAGUUCAAGUGGUUCGUCUUCACCUCCACUGCCAGCAUCCCCUCCACCGUGUAAAAACGUUGCUUGGAAAGUUCCUAGUUUUAAUCACGAUACUGCGACGUUAUCUUCGGUGUCACCAUGGUCUCAAACAGCUGAACGUGGCGUAAAAUCCUAUUCAAAUGUUCGUCAUGGAAAAAAUAAGCCAACACGGUUAUUUGAUAAUUCGUCACUGUUUUGCACUCAAGUUGACGCUGAUAAACGCCAACGAGAAAAGAGCAAUCUCCAAGGUGCGCAAAAUGCUGGUGAAUACACCUUGUUCGGGGCCCACUCAUUUGGCAAUGCGUUCAAAUCCCCGAUCAUGUGAUUGGUUUAUUUUUGUUAACAGUAUAAUAUAUCUAGUUUAUUUUUUUAUGUUCAUGACGUUACAGGUAAAGUCAUGUUAUUGAAAAAAGGCUGGCUGUGGAAAUAGAGAAAUCUAAUUAAAAGAAAUAGAA
Messenger RNA from Hydractinia symbiolongicarpus, 1479 nucleotides. RefSeq lists its product as uncharacterized. The transcript is spliced from 7 exons. The record is from RefSeq and is a predicted model, not a curated record. Lineage: Eukaryota; Metazoa; Cnidaria; Hydrozoa; Anthoathecata; Hydractiniidae. Bases 204 to 1349 code for a protein of 381 amino acids.